AUGUUGUGUGAUAUUGGUUACACUUUGAAUAUGUCACUGGAUGGGGUGACGUUAUGGUGUAACAUGGGACAUAUACUGCAUGUUUGCAUCAUCCCACAGGCUGGCCAUACACCACUGCACUGGGCCUGCCAUUACGGUCAUGGUCAUGACAAGGUGGUGGAGAUGCUGUUGAAGCACGGUGCUGAUGCUAAAGCCAAGAACAACGUCAGUCCAGUACCUCCCUCUUCCCCCCCUUUACCCCCCUAUGAUGGUGCACCUGUACCCCAUGAUGAUGAUGAUGCUGUACCUGGUGGCAAUACACCACUGCACAUGGCCUGCCGUUACGGUCAUGACAAGGUGGUGGAGAUGCUGUUGAAGCACGGUGCUGAUGCUGAAGUCAAGAACAACAGUGGACAAACACCCCUUGAUUUCGGAUGUCAACGCGGGCAUGGCGACAAGCUGGAGCCCGUAUUUGCUGCCCACGUCGCAUCGCCUUCCGCCUGGCUGCCGCCCCUGCCCAGCCCCGCACCCACCCUCGAGACCACGGCCUCUGUUGUGGUGGCGGUGGACAAGUGGCUCAAGCCGCUCCUGCCCGAGCGCACCACCACCCAUCUUCUCCCUUAUCUCGAUGCCUUUAUCACUGGGGCUGUCUCGCACCUCCCCAACCGCGGCGCGCUUGCCAACAUGAAAAAAACUAUUGAUGGGGCGCCAUUAUUCUUUUCAUCCAUGGACUGGGCUGCCUUCAAGGUGACCACCACUCAGGCACUUGUUGCGCUCGAUCAAGCACUGCAGGCGCCUGAAGCGUUGAACAGCCGCCUGAGCCAGCUGGACCCCAACUCAGACAACCUAGAAUCGGUGCUCCAAGAGCUGCAUCAGCUCACAAAGCAGUUUGACCUGCAGCCGGUUCUUCGCGAGCUACAAGCUGCGCUGGCAGCAUACCCCGCGCCGUCCACCACACCAGCGUCCACACCAGAAACACCGCCCACCGACCUGGCAGCCGCCCUGGACAAGGUUAUUGCCCUGAGCGGCGUUGGACCCGAGCUACAAGAAUUGCUCUCCUCAUCCAACUACAACCUCAAGGCCUUAAUUCUGACAUUCAUCGAUGCGCUGGUUGCCGUGGCCAGAGCGGGAACCACCGACACGAUUCAUCGUGUGGACACGCUGCGAAAAAUUGCGCACUGUCAAGAGGUUGACGCAGCGCCGCCAGCCGAAGCAUUGCCCGAGGCCUGGGAGCAGCUGUGCCAGGCUCACGAAAAGCUGAGCUUGUCCGAGCAAAAUGGUCUGGAACAAAUUGCUCUGUGGCAAGCACCCCCAGAGUACGAGCAUCAGGGCUGGUACUUGACGUUUGUUCUGCACGAGUCACAGGCUCUGGCGCAGCAGCUGCAAGACAUGAUCGGCUGGCAGACCACGACGCUGUCUGCCCUGACCUCGUGUAUUGAAUAUGCCCAUGAAAUCAUGCAGAGCAACGCGGAUCAAGUUGUAUCUGCACACGAGGAAAUGGCCAAGCUGCAGGAGCAAAUUCAGGCAACCACAGCAUUCUUGAGUUUUGCUCCAGACAAGCUACGCCCUGCCCUCGAAGAUGAUUUGCAGGAGAAAAGAAAACAUCUCGUCGCCUUGCAGCAAAAGCUUUCGGCUGAACCACAUGUGGAUCAUGUCGCGGCCCUCGCCCAGCUGCUGCAUCAACACUUUCCAGCUCUGCUAGUUUUUUUGCACCCUGAGCAGAGUGUGCUGGGGAAGCAACUCCGCACCGUUUUCGGCGCCGAUCUUCCCACUAGUCUCAUCCUGGAGGCUAUGACUGAAGUAGACCGGGGUUUGACGCUCUCCAGCCUGGGUCAGUUGUCUCUCCAAUACAACCAGAAUCACAAGGUGUACAAAGCCCGCGCCGCGCUGCCAAAUCUUCCUGAGCAAGACUUGGCUGUCAAAGAGUAUGCACUUGCUGAGCAACACAAGCAGGACCAGUGUCGUACAUUUCUGCGUGAGCUCCGCGCCAUGCGCCAGCUUGAGCACCCACACAUCAUUCCGGUCCUUGGUGCGCUCAUGGACAUGCGAGAUGGCCACCCGAGCGCCUACCUGGUGCAGCCGUGGUGUACACAGGGUGAUUUGCAGCAGUGGCUCGGCAAGGCACGCCACCUGGCCACCUCGACCGUGAUUGCAGGUUUGAUGAAUCAGCUGCGCACGGCCUUGGCCUUUAUGCAUAGCAAGGGCCUGGUGCACCGGGAUGUCAAGUUGAGCAACGUCAUGCUGGACGGCUCGGAGGACCAGCCUGUUGUGCGGCUCGGCGAUUUUGACAUUGCCAAGGCCGCAGCCGCGGCCACCAUGCUUCCCUACACGGUCACCGCUGCGUCGGGCACGGCCGGCUACGUGGCACCCGAACUGCUUUUUGGGCUGGGCCGAGUGGGGGCACGCCCGGCACAGGAUGCCUUUUCCUUUGGCUGCGUUCUCUACAACACCUACAUGUUCCCGCAAACGGUGCCACCUGCUCGUUUACCCACGGACCAGCUUGCUGACAAAUGUAAAUGGGAUGCAGGAGCUGGAGAUGCAGAUUGCUGUUUUUCGCACUUGGCGGCUGAGAUGUGCGAUUCGACGAGCGAUUUGUACAAGGAAACGCGGGCUUUUCUCGCAACGGAUCCGAAACAACGGCCAAGCCUCUUCAGCGCUGCGCAGAGUGCGCAGCAGCCUGCCCUCGCUCAAGUCGGGCCAGCCAUUGACGUUUUGCGUGACGCGCCCGACCUCACUGCAGAGGUGACUGACUUGUUGAAGCAGCUGAGCAGUGAUGGGCGAGGACCAGCAAAUGUGGCAGUGCUACGAGUCGAGCGUGUGCAGAAUCCCGUGCUGUGGGAGCGCUACAGCGCCAAGCGACGGGAAAUGUUGCACCGCAUCAAACGUCAGGAGCACAAUGAUCAGCUUCAAACGGCCACAUUGGAUGCGCUCCCAGGCUUUCCAGCCUUGCUUCGCGAUACUGCCUGUCAAGAGCGCCUGUUGCUCCACGGCAUCGGCCCAGACAGAUCAGUGCGCGACAAAAUUGUGCGCCUGGGCUUUGACUAUCGCUUUGCCGGCAGCAGCGCAGGCCACCGAUUUGGUCUUGGCGUUUACAUGGCCGACCAUCCCGGCAAGAGUCAUCAGUACGCCGGUGCUGGACCCAACGGCGAACGGAUGCUCAUCAUCACGCGAGCACUACUGGGUCAUGCCUAUGCCCAUCCAAAACCUCCUUCUGGGGCGCUGGCCCCCCCGCUGCUGCCCGAUGCGCCCAACAACGAGCGAUAUGACUCUGUUGUUGCGACGCCGCCGAGGGAAUUUCACGAGGUCAUUUUGUUUGACAAUACGCAAAUCUAUCCCGAGCUGGUUGUAUACUACACAGCCGAUUAGGAUGAACUGUGCUGGCUGCUAGUGUCAGGCUCCAGCAAAUGCGUGGAAGCACGGAUUUGACGCUAACAGCUAGGCUUCCAGCAGCUGUCUGCUGUUUGGUGGAUAUUAUAAUUUUCGAUAGCUUAUCUUCCCGAAUGCUCCCCAUGUGAAUG
Messenger RNA from Monosiga brevicollis MX1, 3497 nucleotides. RefSeq lists its product as uncharacterized. The coding region runs from base 1 to 3345 and encodes 1114 amino acids. Gene Ontology annotation, biological process: protein phosphorylation. The transcript is spliced from 8 exons. Gene Ontology annotation, molecular function: protein binding; ATP binding; protein kinase activity. The record is from RefSeq and is a predicted model, not a curated record. Lineage: Eukaryota; Choanoflagellata; Craspedida; Salpingoecidae.